Aphanomyces astaci is the source of this 387-nucleotide messenger RNA. RefSeq lists its product as hypothetical. NCBI's taxonomy places the organism in Eukaryota, Oomycota, Saprolegniomycetes, Saprolegniales, Verrucalvaceae. The transcript is spliced from 4 exons. The record is from RefSeq and is a predicted model, not a curated record. Bases 1 to 387 code for a protein of 128 amino acids.
AUGCGAGCCAUGGCGGUGAUGUACGCGGCAGCAACUGCCACCGCCGCCACUUCCUCCGUAGAAGAAUGCUCGACGAUGGGAUUUGGGCACUCCACUACAUGCAAGGAAUGCCACGAGGUCGACGAUCAGUCUCGAACAGCCUGCCUUGGUUGCUGUAUCGCCAGGGCGACCUUUCCGCAAAUGCAGAUGCAAGAUAUCACCCCCGGCUUCUCCGUCGUGUACAAGCGCGGGAGAUUGCCGACCAUGCUCUUCUACGACGACCUCGACGAGCUGCAAGAAUCCGUCAUCGUUGCCACGUGGGACCAAUCAUCUCUCGACGCAUACCUCGCGCUCCAUUUGAAACCAGCUGGUGUCGCUGCGCAGGCCUUGGGGUCCGACGAACUCUAA